UAUGAAAGGUUAAAGACACGUUAAGGCCUCACAUGAUACAAGGUAAUAAAGAAAAUGGGGAUGAUGGCCUACGGGAAAACAGAGCUCUGUUUAACACGAUGUUGUUCACAACCCUGCUCCCAGUUUGAGGACGAUGCCUGGCACAUGGGAGCCCCCAGUGAUGAUCUGUUGAAUAAACUAAUGAAACGGGGGAGCAUGGUAUAAAAUGAAGAUGUGAUUUAGACCCAAAACAAGAGUUACUUUCGGAAAACACUUACAUCCCUCCUAAGCAGCUAAGCAGGCUGAGGUCUUAGGAGGCUGGUCAUGCUGAGAGAAGGCCUCCUACUAACUCUGUGGGUGCCUCUACCUGCCCCUCAGGGUGAGGCGCCCAGGGAAGGUGGGGCCACCCACAGGGUUUGUAGGAGAAGAAUGCUCAUUGUCCUCUCUCUCCCCACCCCCAGUCUACCAGACCUUCGGCCUGAUAGCUACUGCCAUGGGACUUUGGGCAGGUCAUUUUAAAAAUCUGUAAGUUGGAGAUGGAAUAGCAGCUGCAAAGCACACCUCUGAGGUCUGGUGACAUUUGUGGGCUGGAAGUGUGUGCUUGGAGUAGAAGUUGAGUACUGGAAGGAGGUUCUCCUUUCCUGAUCCGAUUUGCUUGUUUCCACCACACAGUGGGACCUCCGAGGCUGCCGCAGGAGCCGGAGAUCCUGUCCGGGCCUCAGAACCUGACCCUCACAGUGCACCAGACAGCAGUGCUGGAGUGCAUCGCCACGGGUCACCCUCGGCCGCUUGUCUCCUGGAGCCACCUGUGUGUGCAGCUGCCCCGGCCCAUCUCUCAGAGCCCCAUGCCCUUGUCCUAUCCCAACCUGACCCCCCCAACACCUUCUUGCAGAUGGCCGCUCCAUCGGCGUGGAGGGCAUCCAAGUUCUGGGCACCAGGAAUCUCAUGAUCUCCGACGUGUCAGUCCAGCACUCAGGUGUCUAUGUCUGCGCUGCCAAUCGGCCGGGCAACCAUGUCCGGCACACAGCACAGGGCGUCCUGCUCGUGCAGGCUCCCCCUGAGUUUGUCCAAUGGCCACAGUCCUUGUCCAAGCCUCCGGGCAGCAGUGCCAUCUUCACCUGCGUGGCCCAGGGCGUCCCUGAGCCCCAUCUGGUCUGGCUGAAGAAUGGGAAGGUGCUGAGUCCUGGGGAUAACAUCAGGCUGACCCACAAUAGUACGCUGAUGCUGGCAGGCAUUUCAGUUGACGAUGAGGCCAUCUAUCAAUGCAUGGCAGAGAACAGUGCAGGCUCCAAUCAGGCCAGUGCCCGCCUGGCUGUGAAAGGGGGCCCAGAGUCACACCCUGUCCCCAGGGGCCUGCAUGCCAUGGCUCUCUCUACUUCUGCCAUUCGAGUGUCCUGGGAGCCAUCCCCCUCCAGCGGGGACAUCACUGGCUAUGUGCUGCACCUCCGGCCUGUGGGAGGUGGGUGUGGGUGGGUGGACAGGGCUUUGAGCUCAGAGCAGGGCCAGGAGCCAGGAGUCCCCAGCGCCAGCCCACCUCUGCUCCUGACUGCUGAUGUCCUAGGCGAGUCCCUCUCACUCUCUGGGUCCCAGUCUCCUCCAUGACCCCAGACCCUUCCGGAUUCUUCCUAGGCCUCUGGGCCUGCGGUUCUCUGGGCUGGCUGCCUCUGUACAUGGUCUUUUGGUGCUUCCUUAUUGCUUUUCAGCUUGACUCUAGGCCCUUUCCUCAUCCACAUCCUUUCUCAGCUUAGCUCCAACUUCUGCAGCCUCUUUCCCUGCUCUCCUUGGAGGCUUGGCUGGUCCAGACAGGCACCAGGAGGGGGCUUCGUCCCCAGUUUGUGAGGGUGCAAAGACAUGACUACUGAGAAGAUGCUGUUCUGCUCCUCAGAGCCAUCUGGCCCGGAGCUCCAAGAGGCCAUGAGCAAAAGCACCUCUGAGCACGUCUUCUCCAACCUGGAGCCUGCCACAGCCUACACCAUCCAUUUGCGGGCCUACUCAGCAGAGGGUGCCAGUCAGGACUCUGCCCCGUCUUUGCCUCCACCAUGGGCAGCAGUGAGUGACAGCCUCUCCAGCCUUGGGAAGUCCCUGGCCUCAGGUGGGCAGGGACUGCCAACCAGUUUGUUUUCCUCUGUAGCCCCUGCUGCCCUGGGCUUCUCCACCAAAGUGCUCAAUGCCACCUCUGUGCAGGCCUCCUGGGAGCUGCCACCACAGCUGGGACCCAUCCAAGGCUUCAAACUCUUUCACUGCAAGCUGCCUGCUGCCCAUUUUGAGGGGCCCCUGCUCCUGGCCAGCAGUGUCAGAUCCUUCCUCUACACAGACCUGGGUGAGGCUCUGAACCUUCUUGUGACGCUCAAGGCCCGCCCUUCUCAGUGUGAUCUUGCCCCAGGUACUGAGCUUCCUGGCCCAUAAAUGCCCAUCCCCUUCACAUUCUCCUGCUUCCUGCAGAACCAGCAGCCCUCUAUGAGAUCAAGCUGCAGGCAUUCAAUGGCAACAGGGAUGGAAAAGCAGUGCCCGCUUUGUCUCAUUGUGUGAUGUGCCCCUAGCCACUCCGGGUAAGUGGGGUCUGGUAGGAGGGUAGUAGGGCUGGGGUCAGAGCAGGCCCCCAUGGCUGCCAGUCUUCAGGGAGGAAUUAGGGCUGAGCUUCACCUCCAACCCUGGUCCUCUCUCUGACAGAUGGCACAGUGUCCACAGAGUCCAAGGCUGGGUGCUCUUGCAGCCAGGGUGAGAGCAGCCCACUGCCUGGGGUUGUGGUGGGCAUCCACGUGGGCCUGGCUGCCCUCAUCGUUUGCCUCCUCUGCCUCUUCCUGGGCUGGAGACAUAGGUAAGGGUCAGGUAAGGGCUAAUGUGGGAAAUCUGCCAGGGAGACAGUCUGCGUCACUGUGGCACAGGACCAAAGAGAGCAGGAAAGAGCCCCAAUCCACAACCAAUCAAUUUUGCUAGUGAGGAGGAGACUCAGGCAGAGAGGGGAAGCCAAUUCUUUUCAGAGCUGUGUGGUUCCAGGGGCAGGAGAAGGCCUGCCAUGAGCGGGAAGAGAGGACUGGAGCUCCCAAGGCAAAGGACAAGGGCAGCAGAAAUGAGCUAGAGCCAGUUCCCUGCCAUCCUGCAACAUGAGGAGGGGUCCACCCUUCUCCAUCUCUGGGGAGCAUAGAGGAGGAGGAGGGGUUGGGAGUUAUGCGAGGAAGAGGGAGGCACCAGACAGACUAUGCUGCUGACCCUUCCUAUCCUGGCAGCCUCCUCUGCAAACAGGGGUCCCAGGAAUGCUGGGGAAUGCCUCGGACUGCCUUGGACAGAGCUGGGGGCCGUCAAGGCCAGAUUCAGAGUGGAGGGAAGCCGGGGGAGAAGACUGAACUCACCACCCAGGUGAGGGGGAUUCAGUGACGGGAAAUGAGUAGGGGAAGCUGGCGUGUUUGAGGUCUUGUUCCAGGGGCCUGACCUCCUUCACCCUCAGGUGACCGUGGAACAGCUGGCCUUGGCCUAGGGCCCUUCAAGUUGGCUCCCUCCGAGAUGCCACUAACUCCGGAUACACCAAAGAAUCUGCCUCAUCUGUCCCUGUCACCCCGGAGUCAGGAAAGAACCAAAAGUCCCUCAGCCCCUCUCCAGGGAGGGGCAGGACUGGCCAUAGCGGGAGAGAAGAGGGUGUGGUUUCUGUGUUCCUCCCCGACCUCAAGAAAUGGGAGAAUCAGAAUCCCUUCCCCCAACACACCAAAUAACCUCAAACUAAACCAAGCCCAGCUGGGAGUUACUCCCAACCCAGUUACUCCUGCCUCAUAACCCCAUCCAAUAUAUUCACCUCUUCUUGAUCCAAAUAUGAACCUGCCCAAAGACACAUAGCUUUAAGAGUUCCCCACAAAGUGGGGGCAGGGGAAGAGGCUGUCAUCAUCUCCAUCUCACAACCUGAAGCCCUCCAGUCUAAAAUCUCAGUCUCCUCGUACCCAAGCUGAGCUCUGCCCAGGAACAGGUGACCUGCAUUCCCUGUGGUCCAAGUGGGCAGGUGGGCAAAAGGGGUGCUGAGUUCCUUGCCCCCCUUCUCCCUACAACAUAAGAGUCUUAAAUAUCUGAGCUCACAUGAGCUUCUCUGAGCAACCAAAUACCCAUUUCCCCCUUCCCAGAUCCAAAGCCCUGGCUCCUCCUCAGGGGGCAUCCUUACCCAUUUGAUUUCUAUUUUUGAAAGAAAUUAGUUUAAGUCAGGGUUUUGGCAGUCUUCAAUCGCCUGUAGAAUGAGCAUAGAGGCUGGGGAGCAUCCCCCAUCUCCCUUCCAUCAACUCUUGGGGGUCCAAAGAGCACUUCUUUCCCACUUCUCCCUCUACCAGCCUAUGGCAUCCAGGGCACCACAGUCCCUCCUCAUCCAGCUGUGCCAUGCUCUAAAGCCAAAGCCCUAGCCACUCCCUCAAUCUCUCUCUCCAAGGCUGUCCAGUAUUGUGCCAAAAAGGGAAGGGUCUUGAGGGAAGGAAAGUCCAUGGCUUAGAGGACCCCAAAACUGUCUCCUGUGCUCUUCUAGAGUAAUGCUAGUACCAAUGACAACAAGACUCCUGAAAGGCUGGGCUCUGGCCCUCCACAAUAGCGCCCUCUGCACAAGGCACAGCAGCAGCUGUAACUAAAAAAUGUGGCUGAGGAGCAAGAGGGCUAAGAAUAGCCCCAAACGUCAAGUCUUUGAGGAAAUGACAUCCUCUUCUCUGGUUGGGCCUGGUCUAACUGCUUUGUUGGAAAUAAAUAACCAAAACGGAAAAAAUAAAUUAGGAUCUGGUUAAUGCUUUCGGCUGAAAGAAAA
Molecule: messenger RNA, 4744 nt
Organism: Cercocebus atys (sooty mangabey)
Lineage: Eukaryota; Metazoa; Chordata; Mammalia; Primates; Cercopithecidae
Product: immunoglobulin superfamily DCC subclass member 3-like
Exons: 3
Coding region: 925-1581 (218 amino acids)
Biological process (GO): cell-cell adhesion; axon guidance
Cellular component (GO): plasma membrane; axon
Molecular function (GO): protein binding
Source: RefSeq, a predicted model, not a curated record